Molecule: messenger RNA, 1050 nt
Organism: Tribolium castaneum (red flour beetle)
Lineage: Eukaryota; Metazoa; Arthropoda; Insecta; Coleoptera; Tenebrionidae
Gene: mdlc
Product: midlife crisis
Exons: 4
Coding region: 23-1006 (327 amino acids)
Biological process (GO): snoRNA splicing
Cellular component (GO): U2-type spliceosomal complex
Molecular function (GO): metal ion binding
Source: RefSeq, a predicted model, not a curated record
UGACACUUGACACUUGUCAAAGAUGGAUGAUCCGCGUGACGUUAAAACAGGACUUGAUGAAAGUUGCACUUUUAUAUUUAAAAAACGGAAUAUAAAAAAUAAAGGGGCGCGGAAGCGCCAGAAAUCCAGUUCGGAAGGAGAAAAGUCCAACAGUGAGGACGAAUCUGCGGUGAAGCGGGCGAACCGGCGUCGGGGAAAAGCAAACCCCAACUUCCAAACCACAAGCAAAGCCAAACAAAAAGAACAUGAGCAGCAGAACUACUCAAGCAGUGAGGAGGAAAUUAUGGUUAGUUACAAGUCCAAACGGUCCGCUAUGCCUGAGGGACCUCAAGAUCAGGGAGCGACGGCGACUCUUGAGUUUGAAACUGAGCGCGAUCGUGACGCCCAAGCCAUUUUCGAGAAGCGGCUAGAAAUUAAUAAAAAUCUUGAGGGCAAGGAAGACGAUAAAGUCUACAGAGGCAUCAACAACUACGCACAGUACUACAAGCCCAAAGACACGGCUGCGGGCAACGCCAGUUCGGGAAUGGUCAGGAAGGGCCCCAUCAGAGCCCCCGCAAACCUGCGUGCCACCGUCCGGUGGGACUACCAACCCGACAUUUGCAAGGACUACAAAGAAACAGGCUUUUGCGGUUUCGGGGACAGUUGUAAAUUUUUGCACGACAGGAGUGACUACAAACACGGCUGGCAGCUUGAGCGGGAAUGGGCGGAAGGCAAAUAUGGGCAAGAAAGCGACGAGGAUAAACAAUACGAGAUUGACUCGGACGAAGAGGAUUUGCCGUUCAAAUGCGUCGUUUGCAGGGACAGCUUCGUGGACCCGAUUGUCACAAAGUGCAAACACUACUUUUGCGAGAAGUGCGCCCUCGAGAGGUACAAGAAGACGACGAGGUGCUUCGUCUGCAACACGCAAACGAGUGGCGUUUUCAACCCCGCGCGGAAACUCAUAGCGCGGCUGAAUCGAGAGGAUAAUCCUAAGAAAAAGAAUGACUCAGAUUCGGAUUCCGAUUAAUGUUUUUGUAAAUUGUGUAAUAAAUAAACAAAUAAAAAAUUGAA